CCUUUUUCUCCAUCCCCGCCGGAGACGCAGCACAAAUCUCCCUUUGACAAACUUAUAAUUACAAUAUGCAGAAUCAAAUGACCUCCUUUACCACCCCCAAUAAUAAUAAUAAUAAUAACAUUCAUAUUCAACAAACUCCUCAUACAUUCAUCACUGAUCACAACAAUCUCAAUCAUAAUAAUAAUAAGUAUACUAAACGUGUUCAUAAUAUCAACGAUAAGAAUGUCCUUCUUCGUGUUAGUGGUGCAGGACAAGCUUGCGCUGCAUGUAAAUACCAACGUCGAAAAUGUGCCCCUGACUGUGUUCUUGCCCCUUAUUUUCCACAUGAUCGUCAACGACAGUUCCUCAAUGCUCAUAAAUUGUUUGGGGUCAGCAACAUUACCAAGAUCAUUCGCCACCUUGAUCAACCGUUCAAAGAUGAGGCAAUGCGGACCAUCAUCUUUCAAUCUGAUGUCCGUGCUAAUGAUCCUGUUGGUGGUUGUUACCGUAUAAUCAGAGACCUGCAACGUCAUAUUGAUUAUUGCAAAGCAGAGCUCGAUAUCGUUCUUCAUCAACUCGCCUACUGCAGGGCACAGGCUGUUGCUGCUGCUGCUGCUGUUGUAUCUGAACAACAACAGAUAUUAACAGAUCAUCAUGCAACUGAGGAAUCAUUUAAUGAUAAUAAUUGUGACGGCGUUGUGAAUCAAGUAGAUGCUCUGGUGAACAAUAAUAAUAAUGCAUCUUCGUACGAUCAACAGCCAAUGGAUCAGUACAAUCCUCAUGAUAGUUUCUAUAAUCAUCCUCGUUCUGAUCAGCAAGCAGAAGAUGAUCAGCAAUACAAUGAAAUUCAAGAUGGGCAAUUAGAUUUAACAGAUAUUAACUUCCCUUGGAGCUUGCAUGAACAAGAAUCCACGUCUACAUCAGCUACCAAUUCUAUGAUGAAGCAACUAUCUGUUAAUGACCAAUGUGACAAUAUCAAGGACCCUAUUCUUGAGGGGAUUUCAGGUUUCGGAAGUUUCGAACAUGAUCAAACAUUUGACCAACACAGCUAUUCAACAAGGGAACAGACUCCAAUUGAAGGAAGAGGGUGAAUCCUUAGACAUGCUUGCACAUCAAGAUCUAAAGGUGCUGCUACUCUGUUUACCUUCACAAACUGUACUUCGCUGAAUUUUUGUAGUAGAGAGAUCCGCAAGAGGAAAUUUCUGAGAGUCAAUUUGACUUCACAAUUUUGCCCGAACUCCCAAUGAGUUGUGUAUGUUUUGUUCUUCCUUCUUUUAAGUGUCAACCGAUCAAUCGGUAUGCAAAACUAGCUGCCAUUAGUCUGCUGGGGCCUUCACACAUCGUAAAGCUCCAGAAGGUUUUACUGGAAAAACGAAGGUUCAGAAUUUUAGACAUGUGAUGAAAGUAAUAAAUAGGCAGUAAACAAAUUAGUUUACUUGUGAUUUCAUGAGUCAAAUUAUAGUGAUGGUGUACAUUCACUAUUCUGAUUUCUUGAUACAAAUUGUUCAAUUAGAAGAAAGGCUAAAUGCACUUGAUAUACAUUUCGGAUUCUUCCUUGUCGA
Molecule: messenger RNA, 1541 nt
Organism: Solanum pennellii
Lineage: Eukaryota; Viridiplantae; Streptophyta; Magnoliopsida; Solanales; Solanaceae
Product: LOB domain-containing protein 22
Exons: 2
Coding region: 66-1070 (334 amino acids)
Source: RefSeq, a predicted model, not a curated record